GCAAAGAGUUGACAUAGAUUUUAACUUCAUUAGUUAUCCACCAACUUGAUUAUGUAAUUUGACAAAAAAUUUGACGGCAGAUUUCUAAAUUACACGAAAUUAAUAUAAAACUGUAGCACAGAGCCAUAUGGUCGCGGAUCACGUCAACAUGACACAAAAUUCAAACAGAAAACUGUAAACCAUCAUGUAAAUAUUUCGUUGUCAUUUCGUUGAACUUUGAUAUUCCAUCCAAUUUAAAAAACACACACACAAUGCUGACCAGAACUUUGAACUUAACCUCACUACCGGAAAAAAGGGCUUUAUUAAAUAAAUUUUCUCUUGCAAUAAGAAGAAUGAGCAGUUCAGAAUCAGAUGUGAUAAUUGAAGACAUCGGCCAUGUCGGUGUAAUAACCCUGAACAGGCCCAAGGCACUUAACUCCCUCGAUUUGUCCAUGGUCAGAAAAAUUCACCCAGCAUUAAUUAGAUGGGAGAAAGAGAAGUCGCUGGUAAUCGUAAAAGCUGCAGGUGACAAAGCAUUUUGCGCCGGGGGCGAUGUAAAAGCUGUUGUCCAAUCUGCCAUGAAAGGUGGUGAUUUGGGUUUUAACUUUUUCCGUGAGGAAUAUUUACUUAAUGGGCUAAUUGGGUCCUAUAAGAUUCCAUAUAUUGCACUUAUUAAUGGUAUUUGCAUGGGUGGUGGUGUUGGAUUGUCUGUACAUGGCAAAUAUAGGGUGGCAACUGAGACUACAUUGUUUGCAAUGCCUGAGACGCAAAUUGGAUUGUUUCCAGAUGUGGGAGGCACAUAUUUCUUGCCUCGUUUGGGCGGACGAUUGGGAUAUUAUUUAGCCCUUACAGGCCACAGGUUGAAGGGUAAAGAUGUUGUCAAAGCAGGUAUUGCCACACAUCUUAUCAACAGUGAUGAAAUUAAUACUGUGUAUCAAGAGUUGCUCAAAUGUAAAACAGAUAAAGAUAUUGCUUUUGUGUUAAAAAAGAAUAAUGUUAAUGACAAUAGUGAAUUUAGCUUAGCUAAAGAUAUGGAUAUGAUUAAUAAUGUGUUUUCAUGCAGUACUAUAGAAGGAAUGUUUACCAAGCUGAAAGAUUUUGAUACUUGCUGGUCAAUAAAAGUUUUGGAUACUCUUAAAAAAAUGUCACCAACCAGCCUGAAAGUUACCCUAAAAGCCUUAGAUUUGGGUAAGCAAAUGUCAUUGAAUGAUUGUCUGCAGAUGGAAUUUAGACUUGCAGUUAGUUCUCUGGUUGGCAAAGAUUUUAUUGAAGGGGUAAGAGCUCUUUUGAUUGACAAAGAUCAGAAACCCAAAUGGUCUCCAGCAACUGUAGAGGAUGUAACUGAUGAUAUUGUUAAUAGUUUCUUCAUAAAACUACCAGAUGACCAAGAACUUCGACACAAACUGUGAUAGAUCUAUGCAAAUAACUAAAUACUCUGUUUGAUAUUUUUACUGAAUACAUUGUUUAAUAAAAUAAUUUGUUAUUUUUUAUUAUUAGAUAAAAUAAAUGUUCAAGG
Aethina tumida (small hive beetle) is the source of this 1495-nucleotide messenger RNA. Its product is annotated as 3-hydroxyisobutyryl-CoA hydrolase, mitochondrial. Gene Ontology annotation, biological process: L-valine catabolic process. The record is from RefSeq and is a predicted model, not a curated record. NCBI's taxonomy places the organism in Eukaryota, Metazoa, Arthropoda, Insecta, Coleoptera, Nitidulidae. Gene Ontology annotation, molecular function: 3-hydroxyisobutyryl-CoA hydrolase activity. Gene Ontology annotation, cellular component: mitochondrion. The transcript is spliced from 4 exons. The coding region runs from base 252 to 1388 and encodes 378 amino acids.